UUUUCAGUAUAAUGAAUUGUUGUAUCUUGUAUUAUGAACAGGUGACAUUACGAAGAACAUGGGCAAAAAUGCCACUUUGGCACAAGACAAAAUUGGUGUACUCUCUAUUGUUCCAAGCAGUAUUUUUACCAAAGCCUGAAGAUCUCGUCAAAAUGUUGAAGGAUAUGGAUGAUGUUGACAUGUUGACUCUUGUGAUUCAAGAAAUGAGCAAGCAGUUCCCUACUCUUAUGGAUACCCUAGUUCAUGAGCGAGAUCAGUUUAUGUCAUCAAUGUUAAUAAAAGUUGCCUGUGAACACAGCUCUGUAGUCGCAGUUGUUGGCAAGGGUCACCUUCCAGGAAUCAAGAAGAACUGGAAGCAACCUAUUGAGGUUAAGGAACUACUAUCAAUACCGUCACCCAAACCUCUCAUUUCUGUUGCGAAGAUUGUGACAACCCUUGGAGUUGCAGUUGCAGGAGUGGCCAUAAUAUCUGGCAUUUACGUUUCAAGCAAGAAAUAAUCAAUCAGAGGUUUUAGAUCCAACUGUCGGUAGGGCAAUGAAUAUGAACAUCAUCAAGGCUCUCUCUUGUGACUUUCAACAUUUGAGGGUCAUGAACUGUUACUACUUCUCUUAUGCAUUUGAAGGGAAUCAGUACACAGAUACAAGGAAAUUGUCAUUUUGCAAA
This is a messenger RNA of Solanum verrucosum, 663 nucleotides long. RefSeq lists its product as uncharacterized. The transcript is spliced from 4 exons. The record is from RefSeq and is a predicted model, not a curated record. Bases 12 to 497 code for a protein of 161 amino acids. Lineage: Eukaryota; Viridiplantae; Streptophyta; Magnoliopsida; Solanales; Solanaceae.